AUGAUGAUCAUCGUCCAGACUCAGCCACAAGCCAGAGAAUUGGUGAAACGCACACGCGGAAAGCAAGUAGAGUCCGGCGUGCAGGAAGUAGCCGAUGAAAUCCGCCAGAGUCAGACACAGGAGCACACCAACCAACACGCCUGUCAGGACUUGCUUCCCGUCCAUUUAUUUGCCCUUCUUAUUGUUUCAUUUGUCCCACGUCUUCCGUCGUUGCGAGAAAUCGGCGUCAAGUACCAGCAGUUCAGGAUAGUUAUGGAAUUGCGCAAGGAUGGAAUAGUGCAGCAGGCCCUGGAAAAGGAGCAUGGAGAUAGAUUGAUGUUGGGAGGGAUCAAAAAGCUUCAGGGAACAAAGCAAGGACCUCAGGAGAAGGUCAGGGAUUUUGCAACAAGAAUUUGCCGAAUUGGCACCCAAAUGAUUGGAGAAGCUCCAACGGAGCUAAAAGUGAUAAAGUUGAAGGAUGGGACUUUGACUAUCACAAAAAACCCUUUGUUCAGAGAAGAACUAAUUUUACAACAGGGAGAAGAAAGGAUCAUCGAGAACAUGAUGAUGACCUAUUUCAUGCAAGGGUUAAGGAAAAGUCUCUAUGAUAAAUUCCAUGUAUUUCCCACCACAUUUGAACAAGCCAUAGAGAUGGCAGGUGGCAUGGAACAAUUAAUUUCAUCAAAGAGAGACAGAGAUAGAGAUGAUGAUUACGGUGUGUAUGCCCUUUCUAACAAAUUUAAUAGAGCAGUCUCAUUCAAGAAACCUCCUUUUAAAUCUUUUCUGGGACAACAGAGGAGAGAGUGGUAUCCAAAUUGCCCACAGGGCAUGGAUCCAGGAAAUCCCUCUGGAAAUUGUUGUUGGAAUUGUGGGGACAAAGACCACUACAAGAACGACUGCCUGAAUCCAGUUAGGGGGUACAAACAAAGACCAAAUACCAGGUUGAUGAAGAAUAAACAUCCAAACCAGAGAAAUUUGAAGAAGGGAGGAGAUUGGAGCAGAAGUCCGAUCCCUAGAAAUAGGAGUACAACUCCCAGUAGAAAUUCGCGAUCUACUAGGAGAAGGGAUUCAACACCUGGAGAAGGAUACUCCAGUGAUAGGAGCAAAAGUAGGAGUAGAAGUCAAAGCAUGAGCAGGGAUAGGAAAGGACGUCACGUACACUAUGUACAGCAAAGAUACAGGAAAGAUCAACAAACUGAAUCCAAACCAUUGGAUCAGUUUGAGGGAGAAUGGGAACAGAGUUCGGGAAACAAAUAG
Notodromas monacha is the source of this 1236-nucleotide messenger RNA. Lineage: Eukaryota; Metazoa; Arthropoda; Ostracoda; Podocopida; Cyprididae. The record is from the annotation of a GenBank genome assembly.